Molecule: messenger RNA, 3248 nt
Organism: Salvelinus namaycush (lake trout)
Lineage: Eukaryota; Metazoa; Chordata; Actinopteri; Salmoniformes; Salmonidae
Product: acyl-coenzyme A thioesterase 1-like
Exons: 4
Coding region: 61-960 (299 amino acids)
Biological process (GO): acyl-CoA metabolic process; fatty acid metabolic process
Molecular function (GO): fatty acyl-CoA hydrolase activity
Source: RefSeq, a predicted model, not a curated record
GAAGUGCUGCAUGGGGACACAGGUGAACUCUUGGCCACAGAGACCAACGAGAGGCGGUUCAUGGCGGAAGGGGUAAGGAGAAUACCGUUGGGCAUGAAAGAAGGGAGAAUUCGGGGAGUCCUCUUUCUACCACCCGGGCAGGGUCCAUUCCCCGGUGUACUGGAUGUGUAUACUCUGGGUGGAGGUAUAUCAGAGGUUCGAGCCAGUCUGCUGGCUAACAAAGGCUUUGUGGUUCUGGCUCUGGCCUACUAUGGCUUCCAGGACCUGCCCAGAACCUUGCCCAAAUACUUUGACCUGGAGUACUUUGAAGAGGCUAUCACUUUCCUGAGGCGACAGCCACAGGUACAGGGUCCAGGAAUAGGAAUCCUGUCCAUCUCGAAGAGUGGGGAUCUGGCUCUGUCCAUGGCCUCUUUUCUCUCUGGCAUCUCAGCCACAGCCUGGAUCAACGGCAGCAACGCUAAUAUGGUGGCGCCACUGCACUACAAAGACCUCAUCAUCCCUUCCAUCACGCCUAUCGUUGAGAACGUCACCUUCUCACCGUCCGGCAUCCUCGACAUCCGAGACACCUUACCGGACCCAGAGACUGAGGGGAACCGCGGUUCUGUGAUCCCAAUAGAACGUUCCAAUUCUAGGUUCCUCUUCGCUGCCUCUGAGGACGACAGAAACUGGAACAGCUGUCUCUUCGCCCAACAGGCCGCCGCCCGGCUGAGGCAUCAUGGGAAAGAGAACUUUGAGGUGGUGAUGUACCCCAGGGCGGGGCAUUUUCUGGAAGUACCCUACAUGCCCCACUGCCCGUCAGGCUUCCAUUCCGCGGUUGGUCAAGUGGUGGUGUUUGGGGGAGAGGCUAAAGCCCACCAUCAGGCUCAGCUGGACCUGUGGAGGAGGGUCCAGGAGUUCUUCAGGAAACACCUGGACAGGAACAACACUGCCCAGAAAGCUAUGUUAUAUACUAGAGGGUAAGACAAGGGUUUCCGUUAGGAACAUUUGGCACCGGACAACAUAACCGGGAAGAUUUUAAUUGACCAGACAUUGAGAAAUGUACUGGACAUCCGUAUGCAUUCAGAUCCGACUACAAAGAGAGAGGGAAAGAAACUGCCGACCUGGCGAGGCCAGUGCCAUCAAUAAACGAGGGAUAGCCUAUUGGCCAAAUGAGCCACAUUUUAGUUGUCCUUAACAGCCUAUAACAAAUUACAAAAACACUUCAGUGUUUUAGAUGUGUAGCAUAAGCAAACAUGUAUGGCCUAUUGUUUUAUUGGGUUUUACUUCCCUAAAACAUUUGUCCACCUCACGGUUCAGCUGUCGGGAUAUUUGAGCACUAAAUGCAUCAGGGCAUUGCAUGCAUAUGCCUAUAGGCUUAGACGUCCACCGUAUUAUAUGAAUAUUAAAAUAAAAAAAAACAUGUAAAAUAAGAGAAACUUAUUCCUUGCCCCAGAGACGGAGAGAGAUGUGGCAUGCUGCGACACCUCCAUGCAUUUGUCAGAUGGUUAGUGUCUGCAAGAGAUAGGUGUACAGAAGGAAGCUUAUUCAUUCAUAUUUUUUUAUAAAGAUACUCCUAUAAACAAUAUAAUGAUUAACUCUGGUAGGCCUAAAAUGUUCUUCCUCACAUAAACUUCAACUGUCAGUCGGUUGGAGCGUCGGUGCGCUCUGCUUUCAUAGUCCUGCAGCAGCCAAAGUUUAAUAGGCCUAAUAGCCGCACCAAACUUUAACAAAGGUUUCUAAACUUUAUUAGGGAAAUAUCAAAAGUCAUUGUUUGUAGAGAAAAUAUGAGCAGGCUAUUAUAUUGCAGUAAACACACCAUUAUACAUUAUAUGAUUUGGCCAUUGAAAAAAUAAAAUAAAAAUGUAACAGAAUUUAAACACACUUGUGAAGCAAUUACCAACAAACGCUAGUGCCUACCGUACCCAACAAAUGACAGCAAUAGGCUAAUAAUAUUUAUUUUACAACAGGCCCACUUUUUAACCUAUUUUAAACUAAAUACGAAGCACACACAGAUCGGACUUAAAACGAAAAUGUCUCAACAGAAUUAUACAAAACACGUUUUACAUAUUUCAAGAACUGGUUUAGAUUAAUAAAUAGGCCUACACUAAUAUCCAUAUACAAUAAUAGAGUAAUGAUAAAACAAAUUAUUAUAAAUAAGAAAAUAAAUACAAGUUCCAAAAUAGCGAGUUGCACAGGAGCCUGCAUUUGGACGUGCCAACGUUCUUCUAAUCUUUGUCUACUACAAUAUUAAAACUUGGUCACACAGAGGACAUUCCCCUUGUAAGCUUUUCACUGUAGACAUACUUUUUCCCCCUCUAACUUUCAUUUGACUUAAUAACCGAAGAAGGAUAGAAAGAAAUUGGUUAAUCUCCGCACUAUUGAGCAGGGCCGGACUACCGCAUUUGGGGCCCAGGGGCACAACAUUUUGCCAUGGUGCUGAGAAAAAAAUUAGCUGUUUUUUAUAAUGCUAUUCUACACACUUUGUUUGGAGGCUAAAAUAAAAUGUUGCAGUUUUAACGGUAAUUUUCUGCAAUUCUACACAAAUUGCUAUCAUAUGCUGUUCGGUAAUCUGUCCCUGCUAGUGACUAACAAAAUCAAUGGAGCCCUGUGUUAUUCAGCCAUGAUUACUACAAGUUUACAUAGCUGGCAAGACUAAUUUACCAAUCUAAAAAUUGUUAGCUAACAUGGCUAAUUGAGUGACUGACAUAUUAAAACUGCUGAUGCACAACCAAAUUGCACCUUGUGUAUUUUACUGAGGGUUGCAAAAUUAUGGGAACUUUAAAACAAAACAAAAACAUGGUUUUACAGAUAUCCUGGUUGGAGGAUUCUGGAUUUCCUGCUUAUUCCCUCCUGAUUCUGGGAAUCUGUUUUGGAAAUUGAUCUGUGGGCGUCAAAAUUAAUUAGAUGUUUUUGUUACUGCUUCUCAAGAGGGACAAACAGUAAUAUUGCAGUUUUUUCUAGUUUAUUUUAAGGGAGUAUGCGAGGCACAAACGUUCGCUUUGCAGAGUUCUGCUAGGAACAAACCAAACCUACUAUGCAGGCUUCUUAAAGGUUAGGGUUAGGUAAGGGUAGGAACGUCCCAAGGACCCCGGAUGGCACUAACCACAACCAAUAAUGCGAGAGGAGGACCCCACAUAAGAUAAUUAUUGUAGUAGGGUUGAACAUUUUGGGGAAUUUUUUAGAGGUGGAAACUUUCCGUGGGAAUAACGGAAAUAUAUGCAAAUUAAUAUUAAUACCAUUUUAAAUGUAGAUGUUUUUUGCAUUGGAUU